Molecule: messenger RNA, 312 nt
Organism: Exophiala dermatitidis NIH/UT8656
Lineage: Eukaryota; Fungi; Ascomycota; Eurotiomycetes; Chaetothyriales; Herpotrichiellaceae
Exons: 1
Coding region: 1-312 (103 amino acids)
Cellular component (GO): plasma membrane
Source: RefSeq, a predicted model, not a curated record
AUGACAAACGACGCAUGCGUCUCCUUCUGUGACGGCCGCGGCUUCGCUGUUGCCGGCACCGAGAACGCGGGCCAAUGUUUCUGCGGCUCUGACGCCGAUAUUGCUGCAGCCACGACCCUCGCCGAAGAUAAAUGCAACAUGGUGUGCACGGGCGCUUCUGGCUCGAAUCAAGAAAUCUGCGGUGGAUCUGCCGCUUUGAGUGUCUGGCUGAAGAAGGGCGGUGAUGCUACUACAACCGUUGCAUCAAACGACACGUCUUCUGCAGCAGCAUCUGCCGGUGGCACAAAAAGAUCGGUUCGCUGGUCAUCAUAA